This is a messenger RNA of Ectocarpus siliculosus, 2123 nucleotides long. The record is from the annotation of a GenBank genome assembly. NCBI's taxonomy places the organism in Eukaryota, Phaeophyceae, Ectocarpales, Ectocarpaceae.
AUGGAUGAAUUAGGAGGGACAUCACCUCUCCAAUUGCUGCAAGAUGACUUUGAGUCUUCGGACCAGGAGAUACGUCUGAAGGCGCUCAAGCGUGUUAAGCUGGUUGCGGAUGUGCUUGGCCCGGAAGUGACCCGAAGCGAGCUCAUUCCUUUCAUCAAUACUAUUGUGGAGGAUGAUGAUGAGAUUUUGCUUGCCCUCGCCGAAGCUUUAGGGCAGCUCGUGCCCGCGGUGGGAGGCCCGGGCCACGCGGCUCUUCUACUGCCUAGCUUGGAGAACCUAGCGGCGAUGGAGGAGACGGUGGUGCGGGAUAAGGCUGUGGAGUCAGCGUGCAUGGUUAUUGGACUCAUGCAAGGCGGUCAGCAAGAGGUGGCGGACAUGGUGACUCGGCUGAGUACAGGAGACUGGUUUACGGCCAAGGUGUCUGCUUGUGGGCUGUUCACUGCAGCUUACAAGCACAUCUCAGAGCACGACCAACGCGCGUUGCUGCGUGGACAGUUUGACGUCCUGGCGAAAGACACAGAUACGCCCAUGGUCAGGCGGGCCGUAGCGUCCAACGUGGGCAAUUUCGCCGGGGUGGUUGAAGGCCACUUGCUUUUGAGCGACGUGGUGCCUGUAUUCGAAGCGCUGGCUUCAGAUGACCAGGACAACGUUCGUUUACUGGCAGUGGAACAAGCCGGCAAAGUGGCCAAGGCUUUGGUGGAUCAACAACUGGAGGAUGAGUGUGCGCCUCACAUCGUACCUGUUAUCAAGCGCGCGGUGGAGGAUCGCAGCUGGCGGGUACGUUGUGCAAUGGCGCGGGGCUUCGCGAACGCAGCGCAUGCUGUUGGACCGAAGCUGACGACGGUAGAGCUGUUGCCCUGCCUCACGAGCCUUCUUCAAGAUCACGAAACCGAAGUGAGGGCAGCAAUGAUCAAGGACAUCUCAAGCUUCGUGGAUUUGGUGGGACCAUCUACAUUCGCCAGUGAAGUAAUGCCAUACGUGCUGGCACUACUUCAGGAUGUGAACCUGAAUGUCCGGAUUGCCCUAUCGAACGCAUGCAUGAAACUUGCGCCCAAGCUUGGUCAGGAGCACACGAUGACUCACAUCUUGCCGAUGCUUCUGGCUUUCCUGAGGGAUGAGUCCGCAGAGGUACGACUGCAUAUUCUUCUACAAUUGGAUGGCCUGGCGGAGUGGAUGCCAGCCAUGGCAGAGCAGGUGCUUCCUCUGGUCCUUGAACUUGGGCAAGACAUCAUCUGGAGGGUGCGGAGGGCAGUGAUGGUCAGCGUUCCUCUCUUGACGGAGAGGAUGGGGGUGAAUUACUUUGAAGAGAAUCUGCUGGAACUUUACCUGCAGGCAUACCGGGACAGCGUCAACGAGGUACGAGUCGGCGCAUCAGAGGGGUUGCAACGACUGUGCAAGGUUUGCGGCGCAGAUUGGUUGCAGGAGAAGGUCCUGCCGCGUAUACACGGAUUCUAUGACGAAUCUACAUUCUACCUCAUCAGGAUCGCAAUCCUAAACGCGCUCAAGAAACUGGCCAACGGAGAGGGGAGUGCGGCAAGCGUCCUGGUCGGGGACGUGCUUCAGUUGGUUCUUCGAGGGGCGCAUGACAGCAUCCCCAACGUACGGUUUACGGCUGUACGCGCUCUUCAAGAGAUGGCACCACACCUUGACGCUGGGGCUGUGGACUCGCAGGUGCGCCCGUGCCUGACGGAGCUGAUGCAGUCUGAUCCAGAUGACGACGUGAAAUUUUUUUCUGCACAGGCCUUAGAAAGCAUUCGCUGAUGCAAAAGUUGUAUGUGUGCGAAGGCGAAAAGGGGCGUGAUGCAUCCAAACGCACGGCGGCAGGAGAUUUCCCGUGUCGCUGGUUUGUUGUAACGUUGUAACACUGUAAUGGGUAUCCGUCGCUUGUGAACUUCACGAGAGAGGCAAAUGUUUUUCUUUUAUUGUUCACAAAGGGCGGGCGUAUGGGGCAGGAAAUACUUGGCAAAUAGUAAUUCGCGCAAGGUCAGCACGUGACCUGUCGAAAUUGUCGUGUUGAUCUCUUGAGGCAAGUAUAAGGCGAGCACCAACGUCGUAUUUGGUGGCGAAAUCGAGCCCGUAAAUCGUUCGCGAACAGUGAACUGAACGUACGACGGUGUCCAACC